CUUAAUGAGUUCCUUUGGUGACCCCAGCUUCACCUUGCAGAUAUCCUCUCCAGGUAUCCAAUACCCAUACUCCCACUCGGCCAUAGCAAGGGGUUGGGGUUGGCUUUUUUCCCGGCAACUGCUCACAGCUUCCAUCAAGCCGGGGUUUCCAGUUCCCGCUAGGAAGCGUCGGGGACGUCCGGGCACUGCGCACCUCGGCAGCGCCGGUUACCAAGCGCCUCCUCCCCCCUGUCUGUGGGACAACGCUCUGGAAGACCUCCGCGUGGAUGGCCGUGGCUGUGAGGACUACCGAUGUGUUGAAGUGGAAACCGAUGUGGUGUCCAACACCAGUGGGUCCGCCAGGGUCAAGCUGGGUCACACAGACAUCUUGGUGGGCGUGAAAGCAGAAAUGGGGACGCCGAAGCUGGAGAAACCAAAUGAAGGCUACUUGGAGUUCUUUGUUGACUGUUCAGCCAAUGCUACCCCUGAAUUUGAAGGUAGAGGAGGUGAUGACCUUGGCACCGAGAUCGCUAACACCCUCUAUCGGAUAUUUAACAAUAAAAGCAGUGUCGACUUGAAGACCCUCUGCAUUAGUCCUCGGGAGCACUGCUGGGUUCUCUAUGUGGAUGUGCUACUGCUGGAAUGUGGUGGAAAUUUGUUUGAUGCCAUUUCCAUUGCUGUAAAGGCUGCUCUCUUCAAUACAAGCAUACCAAGAGUUCGAGUUCUGGAGGAUGAAGAGGGGUCGAAGGACAUCGAAUUGUCUGAUGACCCUUAUGACUGCAUACGACUAAGUGUGGAGAAUGUCCCCUGUAUUGUCACUCUGUGCAAGAUUGGCUAUCGGCAUGUGGUGGAUGCUACUCUUCAGGAGGAGGCCUGCUCGCUGGCCAGCUUGCUGGUAUCGGUGACCAGCAAGGGAGUUGUGACGUGCAUGAGGAAAGUGGGGAAGGGCAGCCUGGACCCAGAGAGCAUCUUCGAGAUGAUGGAGACUGGCAAGCGUGUGGGCAAAGUGCUGCAUGCCUCCUUGCAGAGUGUUUUGCACAAGGAAGAAAGCCUGGGACCCAAGAGACAGAAAGUUGGAUUCCUGGGAUGAUUUGCAUAUCAACUGCUUAACUGUGGAUUGUUUUUUACUUUUCCUUUUAAACUGGUUUGUAUAUAGUUUUCUUCGCUGUUAUGAAUUUACAGCAACAUUUGUACGUGUAAAAUUAAAGGCUAUUUUCUGGUCUGGUUUGGUAUGUUCAGGGUUCUUCAGUUGAAGUCAAGGCACCAUUCAGUGACCCCUCCGAGUCUGGCCCUUAUCUAGUAAGUGGCAGACAAACCCAGAGCUCUGCCACCAAGGGAGACCCCACAAGCUGGAGUAAGGACCUGGCAGAAAAUGGUUUAAAGGAAAUGCUUAUGAUAUGUAUUUUGUGAAUUUUUUUCCCCUUGAGGAACUUUAAGAAUCACAAAGAAAAGUUCAUUCACCUUGUGUAUUUGGGUGGUUCUGGGAGAGGAAAAAAGAGGAGGCACUCUGCCCUAGGUACAGACCCAGGGCGUCUGCCUGGCUGGUGAGUUGUCCCAAAUCCUGGGGAAGUCCAACUGUGACUUCCUGCCUUCUGAGAGAUCUGAAUGGAAUUCCUUAGGUUCAGGGUCUUAGUAGUAGCUUUGGCUCUUAGCCAUCCUUUCUUAUCACUCUUGUUUUGAAAUUGCUUUGUGCUUUAUAACCACUCCCUGGUGUUUCCUAAGAUUUUGUUUUUUCAGCAUUAAGGAGGAUGCUUUCAAGAUGUCGUCAUUUGAUAAUUCAGCUGCCUUCAUGCUGUUGGCAUAGAAAGGAAGACUAUGCUUGCUGGCCCAGAAAGCUCUUCUAUAAGCCUGUAGUUUCACUGUGCAGUGUGUUAGAAUUAAGUCUCUUCAUGUGUAGAGCAGCUUUUUUUUUUUUUUUCCCCCUAGGGGAACUGAAACUCCUAAAUCUUAAAAUGCCCUGGGGAAGGAGCUGAUUCAUGAAGGAGAGCAUUUCAACCAUGGCAUUUGCUCUCUGCAUUCAGUUAGACAAAUGGGGUAAGGCGUUAGGAAUUUAUCACCAAAUGGAAAGAACAUAAUGUGAGCUGAAGCCCCUGGGACUGCUUCCAGAGGUCCUGGUGUGGGCGUUCCUCCCAGCAAGGCCAGGUCCAUCCCUGUGGAGGGAAGCAGCUGCCUAGACUUGGGCUUAAUGGGGAAGCUUCUACCCUGUUGAGAGCACAGCCUGGGUUUUUAUCUUUUAUGUUUCUCUAGUGACCAUCUACAGACACCAUGAUGGUGUUCCCAACAAGGUAGAAAUCAGCCUGGUCUCUCCUCCCCUGCUCCUCGUUGACUGCCCAUGACAUGGCAAAACAUUGGCAGUGGUGGUGCAGAGAUGCAACUCAAGUGUGAAUAAAGUUUAGAAGCUUUUGCUUUUGA
Messenger RNA from Macaca mulatta (Rhesus monkey), 2391 nucleotides. It is a transcript of the gene EXOSC7, whose product is annotated as exosome component 7. Gene Ontology annotation, cellular component: cytoplasmic exosome (RNase complex); nuclear exosome (RNase complex). Lineage: Eukaryota; Metazoa; Chordata; Mammalia; Primates; Cercopithecidae. The record is from RefSeq and is a predicted model, not a curated record. Gene Ontology annotation, biological process: TRAMP-dependent tRNA surveillance pathway; nuclear mRNA surveillance; exonucleolytic trimming to generate mature 3'-end of 5.8S rRNA from tricistronic rRNA transcript (SSU-rRNA, 5.8S rRNA, LSU-rRNA). Gene Ontology annotation, molecular function: mRNA 3'-UTR AU-rich region binding.